This is a messenger RNA of Doryrhamphus excisus (bluestripe pipefish), 1800 nucleotides long. RefSeq names its product tubulin beta-4B chain-like. The record is from RefSeq and is a predicted model, not a curated record. Gene Ontology annotation, molecular function: GTP binding; structural constituent of cytoskeleton; GTPase activity. Gene Ontology annotation, biological process: microtubule-based process. Lineage: Eukaryota; Metazoa; Chordata; Actinopteri; Syngnathiformes; Syngnathidae. Gene Ontology annotation, cellular component: microtubule.
GGAAGUAAUUCUAACAACAACAAUAAAGUCCUCUGUUCCUCUAAUAUCUAGUUAGAUCAGAUCCAGCUUCGACAUACCCCGCAAAGUUUUAAAUAUCGCUCACCAACUCCCAAGAAAGUUGGAGCUUUUUCUCCGCUUUCAGUGUUUCACUCCAAUGCAAUCAUUGGACUAGAUUUGCAUUAGUCCCGCCCACAGACUUAAUGGGUGGUUGUCGCAGAUCAAAUUUAUUCAUGAGGUUGCACGCGCAGAUUCUUUCAUUUAUUCAUUCAUUGAAAUAAUUAAAUCAUAAAAUAAUUAAUUUAAUCUUUAGUGUCAUCCUACAGUUUUAAUAAAUUAAUAUGGAAAUAUGGUCGUUAAUCAUUACCAGUGCCUCUAAUUAGUGUUUUUUUCAUCCCACUAACCAACUACUAAAACUAUAUAGUUCUGGGAAGUGAUUAGCGAUGAGCAUGGCAUUGACCCAACUGGGACGUACCAUGGAGACAGCGACCUGCAGCUGGACAGGAUCAACGUUUACUACAAUGAAGCCACAGGAGGUAAAUACGUACCCCGUGCUGUUCUUGUGGACUUGGAACCAGGCACCAUGGACUCUGUGAGAUCCGGAGCUUUUGGGCAGAUAUUCCGACCUGACAAUUUUGUGUUUGGUCAGAGCGGUGCAGGUAACAACUGGGCCAAGGGUCAUUACACCGAGGGAGCCGAGUUGGUCGACUCAGUCCUGGAUGUCGUGCGCAAAGAGUCGGAAAGUUGUGAUUGUCUGCAAGGCUACCAGCUCACGCACGCUCUUGGUGGUGGAACCGGGUCGGGCAUGGGAACCCUGCUCAUCAGCAAGAUUCGUGAGGAGUACCCUGAUCGGAUCAUGAAUACGUUCAGCGUGGUGCCUUCCCCCAAGGUAUCGGACACGGUGGUGGAGCCCUACAACGCCACUCUGUCCAUCCACCAGCUUGUUGAGAACACAGAUGAAACCUACUGCAUUGACAACGAAGCUCUCUACGACAUCUGUUUCCGCACGCUGAAACUGACCACGCCCACCUACGGAGACCUGAACCACCUUGUGUCCUCCACCAUCAGUGGCGUCACAACCUGCCUGCGCUUCCCCGGCCAACUCAACGCUGACCUCCGUAAACUGGCCGUCAACAUGGUGCCUUUCCCUCGUUUGCACUUCUUCAUGCCAGGUUUCGCGCCCCUGACUAGCAGGGGGAGCCAGCAGUACCGAGCUCUAACCGUUCCCGAACUCACUCAACAAGCGUUCGACGCCAAGAACAUGAUGGCGGCGUGCGACCCACGUCAAGGCCGCUACUUGACCGUGGCCACCGUGUUCCGUGGGCGUAUGUCCAUGAAGGAAGUGGACGAGCAGAUGCUCAACGUCCAGAACAAGAACAGCAGCUACUUUGUGGAAUGGAUCCCCAACAACGUGAAGACCGCCGUUUGUGACAUUCCACCCCGUGGCCUCAAGAUGUCCGUCACCUUCAUCGGCAACACCACGGCCAUCCAGGAGAUGUUCAAGCGAAUCUCCGAGCAGUUUACGGCCAUGCUGCGUCGCAAGGCAUUCCUGCACUGGUACACAGGUGAAGGUAUGGAUGAGAUGGAGUUCACUGAAGCUGAGAGCAACAUGAAUGAUCUGGUGUCCGAGUACCAGCAGUACCAGGACGCCACCGCCGAGGAUGAAGGGGAAGGCGAGGAGGAGGCGGAAGACGAUUGAGGCUUGACCGUAUCAAGGUGUCAUUUCGAUUCUUUUGAAUCUCCAUCACAAGAAAUUGGAAUUCAAUGUUUUUUGGUUGUUGAGGAGGAAUUAAAAAUAAACAU